This is a messenger RNA of Aquila chrysaetos chrysaetos, 4856 nucleotides long. Its product is annotated as zinc finger protein 260-like. The coding region runs from base 556 to 2442 and encodes 628 amino acids. The transcript has 2 exons. Gene Ontology annotation, biological process: regulation of transcription by RNA polymerase II. The record is from RefSeq and is a predicted model, not a curated record. Lineage: Eukaryota; Metazoa; Chordata; Aves; Accipitriformes; Accipitridae. Gene Ontology annotation, molecular function: DNA-binding transcription factor activity, RNA polymerase II-specific; RNA polymerase II cis-regulatory region sequence-specific DNA binding.
CCUCCUCCCCCCCUGCUCCUUCAACCUUUGCUCUUUGUCUUGGUUUGGCUUCACCCUUCCUCCGGUAGCUCUCACUGCACUGGCCACAGACUUCCUUUAGGUCAGCCCAGCUGCGGCUGCAACACAACUUGCAGCCAAGUCGCAAACACUGGUGUGCCACUGAGACUGCCCCGGAGGAGAGAAAUGCCAGCCAGAGAUUGAUGGCGCGCUCAGUCCGGCAACCUGAGUCUCCACGAAUGUCAGGGAAGCCUCUCCAGGAGAUCAGAGGAGGCAGGAGAUGGAGUUACAAACAUCGCGUCUGCAAGCUGAGGUGGAAGGCGGCUGAGAAAUGAGGAAGACCACACACUUCUUGUUGGCCCAGAGCUGGCGUACAGCAGCAGCACCCUUUCCCCUACGGGGAAUAAAGUGCAUCCAUUAAAGUACACUUUGAUGUGUGUGUCCUGAUGGUUUUUGUGUCCUCCCAGACAGACCAUCAACAUAACGUCGUGGCUUUUUUGCACCUGCCGGCUGCUUGGCAGCCCCACCACGCACCGCUGGGUGCAGGGCACUGCUGCCAUGAAGGACUUAUUUAAGCGCACGGUGCUGAAGACGCACCCGUGUCACGAGUGUGGCAAGUCCUUCAGCAAGAAGGGAAACCUGAAGAGACACCAGCGGAUCCACACGGCAGAGGAACUCUUCACUUGCGGGGAGUGUGGGAGGCGAUUCACCACCCGGGGCCACCUCACGACCCACCAGAGCAUCCACACAGGAGAGAGGCCCUUCUGCUGCGGGGAGUGUGGGCGCUGCUUUCGCCUGGAGAUAUGCCUGGUCGCCCACCAGAAGACACACGCCAAGGGUGGUCCCUACCUCUGCGCCCGCUGCGGCAAGAGCCUGAGCACAAAGAUCUACUUCAACAUCCACAUGCGGACCCACACGGAGAAGAGGCCAUUCGCCUGCACCGAGUGCGGGAAGAGCUUUGUGAAGAAGGGGACCCUCACCGCCCACAAGGAGAUCCACAAGCGAGAGAAGCCCUUCAAAUGCCCUGACUGCAGUAGGUGCUUUGGGCAAAGUGCCACGCUGCUGGCCCACCAGAAGAUACACCUCCGCGGGGGCCCUUUCAUUUGUACGGAGUGUGGGAAGAGCUUGAGCACCAAGCGGUAUUUCAACGUCCACCAGAGGAACCAUGCUAAGCAAAAGCCACUCGAGGGACACGUCAAUGGUGUGUCUCUCCAGGUCAUCCAGAUUAAAGAGGAGCCUGAUUUUGCCUUCAGGUCAGAGGAGAGUAUGUUGGAGAAUAUGUCCCAUGAAGGAGAUGCAGCCCAGGGGUGUAGCAUACCUAGAAACCCAUCUAAUCCAAAAAGCCCUCCUUGGAAAAUCCAGAUGAAGGAGGAACCAGACCCACCCACUGAUGACACAGCCAACAUUACUGCAAUAGCCUGCCAGAAACUUUACAUCAAGGAAGAACCACCAGAAAACCCAGACUAUGGAAAGCUCUUUGAUCCAAAGAUCCCACUGACGGCUUUACAGGGGAGACAGCUUAAAAAGGAAGAAGAUGCUGAUGGGCAGCAUGAAUGGGAAGUCCCCAUAGCCAGUAACCGGGUCCUCCAUGUGAAGGAAGAACCACAGGAAAGCACUGAGUUUGGAAUGUAUUAUGGGCAGAAGCCAAACCUCAGUGCUAUCCAGAGGAUCCAAAUUAAAGAAGAACCUGGUGUGGAGGCCAACCACCAGGAAAGCCAGAGCCCAAAGAGGAAGCAGAAGAAAUGCUAUCGGCCCACCAAAGAGGGGAUGAUGGAGAACCAGGAGAAACCCAUGUCCAAGAAAGAUCCCUCGGCAAAAGGAGCUCCCAAGGUUGAACGGAUAUUCCCCUGUCCCGAGUGUGGGAAGAGCUUCAAUCAGAAGUCAAACCUGACCAGACACAGGAAGAUUCACACGAGCGAGGGGCCGUAUAAGUGCAGCGAGUGCGGGGAGAGCUUCCGCAUGAACCGCAAGCUGAUCCGCCACCAGCGAGUCCACAUGAGCGAGCCCUUCAAAUGCACCGAGUGCGGGAAGAGCUUCACCCAGAGGUCAAAUCUGGUUCGGCACCAGAGGAUUCACACCAAGGAGGAGCCCUACCAGUGCCCUGAGUGCGAGAAGACCUUCAACCAGAAGGCCAACCUCUUCCGCCACCAAACAAUCCAUGUCCGAAUGGGGCCUUGCAAGUGCACCAAGUGUGGGAAAUGCUUCCCUCAGAAGCGCCAUCUUAUUAAACACCAGUUGCUCCAUUCCCGAGGUGGGGCCUACAAGUGUGGGGUCUGUGGGAAGCGCUACCGGCUGAAGAAGUACCUGAGGAGGCACCAGAAAAUCCACGCACGGGAAGGAACUGCUCCCUGUGCAAAACGGGGGGAGGCCACAAGGACCGGCGGUGGACCCCACCACCCUGAGCAGACGGCUCUGGCCCCCGUGAAGAGCGAAGAGGAGAGCUGAGCAGGUCUGGUGCCUGCUCCUGGGGGAAAGUUCUUUGGGAAAGGGGAGAGAUGGAGACAAACUCUGCCAGCCUUAUGUGUGCGGUAUCUGGGGGUGAGGAGGUCAACCUGAGGGGACAGUGAGGUCGGUGAGGCAGAGCGCUGCUGGAAACUGGUCCUCUGCUGCUGUUUUCAGAGUACAACGCUCAGGGUAUCACCUGCUCACAGCUGUGAGAUGGGGCUGGAGAGCCAAGCCUCCUCGGAGCACUUGGAGAUGGAGAGAUAAGAGCUUGGCGUCCUUCGUAACAGUAUGCUUGUGCCUCUAAAGCCUGCCAAAGUUGUGGAUGCCAAAAUUGUCUUGUGCGGGCAACAUGUAGCCAGGAGGACCAGGCAGGAUUUAUUUUUAUUAUAUUACUGUGUUUCUGAGAAAGCUGAAGGGAGCCUCUCGCAUCUAGGCAAGAGUUUAAAGCAAGGGGCAACUCUCUUCUCUCUCAUAUAGCUCUGAUCCACAUCUUGAUCCUACUGGGCUGAUGAACCCUAGUCAACUGGAUGGUACAGAUCUGGAAGAAACUACUGCCAGCUAGACCAGAGUUUUAAGCCUUGAAUACCCCAAACCAGGCUCCCAGAUUGGCUUAAGCCAGGUCCCUAAAAGUAAGUUAUGCAAAAUCAAUGACUUGUUUUUCCAAAGCUAGCCCAGAGGCCAGCACACUGGUUUGUGGCCCCACAACCCCACUGCGUGGAUGUAAAUGAGAAUGGCUUUUCUUAGCACCGAGUUUUACAUCUCUGAUGAGCAGGUGCCUUUGCCACCACAAGUCCCAGAGGUGUCAGUGACUUCACCAGCUUGAGAGACACUGGUGCUGGUUCUCAGCCACCUGCUUCCCUACCUGUUACUGUGAAGCUCUUGGUAGGAUUUUGACUUUAUUAGACAUGAUUUAGGGAAUUCUAACCAAGCGGCAGGAAUAGUUGAAACAGUCUUCAGACUUUAUGAACUAGAGAACUGGAAACUAUUUCCCUGCUGGGAUGUUUUCCCUUCCUCUCCCUGGUGUAAAGGAGAUUGUGCAGCUACCCAGAAGCAUGGAGAGUUCAGCAGUCUUUAUUGCUCACUGCUAAUGAUUUUGUUUGUGUGUUCUCUAGUCAGAUGGAUCUUUCUGUCUUGAAAGUCCCUGGUGAAGCAGAGACGUGGAGGGAAUCCACAAUCCCCUGAGCCACUCGCCAAGAUUUCUCUGCAGCACUGCUACGUGGCCACCUGGGCACUGCAGAACAAAGACACAUAUUAGGGUUUUUUGUGUUGCUGUGAUACAUAGAGUCCAAGAGGCAAGUGGAAAAAUGUUCCAUGGUGAAAUAGUAGCUCUACCUCUCUGGUUUUGUGCAGGAAAAGAAGCCCCCUCCCCAUCCCCAAGGCACACACCACUUCCUUCUCCCAGGACAUGUCGCAGAUGGCAUCCUCUUGGAGGCAUCCGAAAGUCACGCAGCGUGACUUUGGGCAACUACCUGCUGUAACAUUUUAGACCCAAGCUGCUGGUUGUCUGCGCUGCCUACUCUGGAGCAGCUGCCUCUCUAGGUGGGGAAACUGAGGCAUGGAGAGAAGGAAAAGAACAGGACAAACUGUUCCUGAGCUUUGUCUUUCCUAGCUACUUGGACACCAUGGUGUUGAGGUGCUUUGUUGUGGUGACUCAAGCACAACACUGAGUACAGCUGCCAAACCCCAAAAGCACAUAGUAAUUAUGGUGCUUAGACUCCCUCAGCCUUUAAUGUAGUUAGGCCCAGCACGUGAUUUCAAACAGCAAAGCAAGAUCUGACAGCCUCUGAAGGAACCUACUUUUGUCUGCUCACCUAUAAACUGUAGUGAAACUGGUUGAUGUGAAGCUUCUCCUCAAAUCCCUCUGACCUGGUGGAGGUUCAUUUCUGGGACAGAAAAGGCAGACGUAUAGGGGAAAACAACAAGUUUAAGAUGUUCUAGGGGCAUCUAAGGGACACCCUUGUUAGAAAAAUGGGUCUGAGCCAUAUGGUGGGUAGAUGCUUCACUGUAGGACUGGAAAAUUAUGUUCUUUAGGAAGAAUAGGGCUGAGCCAAGCUAGCAAAGCAAAACAGCCUCUGUUAGGCUUGCUGAGGGGCAGAGGUCCAACAGAGCCUUUCAGUGAGGAGAAAGUAAUCACCGCGUGGCUGGCAUUUAUUUCCUUUUCAUUAGCCUAGCAUAGGGCCAUAGAGAUUUUUACCAGCAAGAGGAACUGGUAUGGGAGGUUUGCCAUUUGUAUUAUUGUGCCCCUGCACAUAGACAGGGCAGUGAGUCAAUGUCAGUAGCUUUCCUGGAUAUCACUGGAUCUUCCACCAUUGACCGUGGCCAGUGUGGGUGUCCCAGCUUCUGGGGAAAAUCGGGGCUGAUAGUUUGUAAUAUCUCCUCAAUAAAGUAAUUAUUUAAAGAAAAAAGGAAACAAA